AUGGGUUCUGGAAUCUCAACAAAUCUAACCUUCGAUGAGAAUAUUAUGUGCCCGAUCUGUUUGGAAAUUCCACACAACGCAGUGCUCCUUAAUUGCAGUUCAUACCAUAAAGGAUGUAGGCCAUUCAUGUGUAACACGGAUAAUUCUCUCUCAAACUGUUUCGAUCAGUAUAAACGUUCAAAAGGUUCUUCUGCCGCCGCAAUGGUUGCUUCAACUGCAUCAGUGGUAUCAUCGUCGCAAAACUUUCAAGUAAUUCCUUUGAAUUUCAAUGGCCUCACUUGCCCAUUCUGUCGAGGAGAUGUUACGGGAUUUAUUGUGGUCGAUAACGUCCGUGCAUACUUUGACAUGAAGAAAAGGUGCUGCCAAGAGAAGCAUUGUGAGUACGUCGGCAACUAUGUUGAACUCCAACAGCAUGCUAGACAAGAGCAUCCGAAUUCUCGACCAUCUGAAGUUGACCCAGAAAGAGAACGAGAAUGGGAGAGUUUUCAGCAGUCCUCGAGAGGUACAACUUUGCUUGAGAGUUUUCUGGAGCCCUUGGGAGCUCCAAUUUUCCUUGCAAUCUAUGGUAGAAACCACAGAUUAAUCUGA
This is a messenger RNA of Zingiber officinale, 588 nucleotides long. RefSeq lists its product as uncharacterized. The transcript has a single exon. Lineage: Eukaryota; Viridiplantae; Streptophyta; Magnoliopsida; Zingiberales; Zingiberaceae. The record is from RefSeq and is a predicted model, not a curated record. The coding region runs from base 1 to 588 and encodes 195 amino acids.